AUGAAUAGUAUUACCGGCAUGCUACCUGAGGACUGUAACGUCCUGCGAGACGGCAGCCAGCAAACCAUCCAAGCAUCCGAGGUUGUCCCUGGAGACGUUCUAUUCUUCAAGGCCGGCAACAAGCUUCCCGCCGACGUUCGUUUUGUUGAAGUGUCUUCAGACGCCAGAUUCGACCGGAGUAUCUUGACUGGAGAAUCGCUUCCAUUAGCCGCGGUCAUCGACUCUACGGAGCAAAACUACCUUGAGACAAAAUGCAUUGGUAUGCAAGGUACUCACUGUACAUCGGGAAGCGGCAUUGGCGUCGUCGUGGCUACAGGAGACAAUACUGUUUUUGGUCACAUUGCGAAACUGACCAGUCAACCAUCUACCGGUCGAACCACCCUGCAAAAAGAGGUCCUUCGAUUCGUCACCAUCAUCGUCUCGCUGAUGGUUGCAAUGAACAUCAUUGUGAUUGCGGUAUGGGCCGGCUACAUCCGCCAUGCCCAUCCCGGCUUUAUGAAUGUCGCGACCUUGAUUGUCGACAUUGUGAGCAUUGCUAUUGCCUUCGUACCCGAAGGUCUUCCUAUUGCUCUCACGGCGUCUCUCACCAUCACCGCCAACAUCAUGAAGAAGAACAACAUCCUCUGCAAAUCAUUGAAAACCGUCGAGACCCUUGGGUCUGUCUCGGUUCUCUUGUCCGACAAGACGGGGACUCUCACAAAAAACCAAAUGGUCGUCACCGACUGUUUGGUUGGCUUCAGCACAAUGACAGCAAUCGAAGCCGCGCAAGAAGUCAUCAAUGAAAAGUCCGAAGGCAAGUCAAGAAAGCAAGCGCUCGAGCAACUUCGCAUUGCAUCAGCUGUGUGUAAUGCUGGUGAAUUCGACCCUACCACCAUCCAUCUCCCUCUCGCUCAGAGAAGGAUCAUUGCCGAUGCCACGGAUCAAGCUAUCUUGAGACUGUCGGAAAGCCUUGGGCCAACCACAGAAUCUCGAGACAUGUGGCGCAAACGGUUCGAUUUGGCCUUCAACUCGAAGAACAAGUUCGCCCUACGAGUAUCGUCUGCUGUUUCCGUGGCUGCUGCCGCGAUGACGAUGGGCGCUGCCGAGAACGGCACGUUCGACGUCGAGAAGGACAUGCUUUUGAUGAUCAAAGGAGCGCCCGACAUUCUUCUGCCCAGGUGCGCGAAAUACGUUGGCGAAGAUGGUGAAACUCACCAGCUUGACGAGGGCAUCCGAUCUUCGAUCGAAGCAACGAAAGAUGCAUGGUCGAGCCAGGGCAAGCGUGUCCUGCUCAUUGCUCGUAAACCUCUGUACAGCGACACUGUGAAGACGGAUCCGAGCGACAACGACUUCGAGGCCGAGGCAAUCGAGCAUGCUCGUCGGGGUCUGACUCUAAUUGCGCUGGUCGGCAUCGUGGACCCACCUCGAGAGGAAGUCCCCAGCGUGAUCGAAACACUUCGCCGAGCAGGCAUCCGCACAAUGAUGGUCACAGGUGAUUUCAAACUGACCGCGCAAGCCAUUGCCAGAUCGUGUGGUAUCAUAACUGUGCCAGACGCGCAAAUCCACAGUGUGAAGAACUUGCCCCGUUUCCCUCCCCAAGACGUCGAGGCCAAGCCCGUCUCUCGGUUCUCUCGGUCCAAAGCCCCGAAGAGAACUCUCCUCAUGCCAGCUGAAAACAAGGCCAUUGUACUUACCGGACCGGAGCUCAUCACGCUGCUUCCACACCAAUGGCACGCCCUGACGACACAGUACACCGAAGUAGUCUUCUCGCGGACGACGCCGGACCAGAAACUCCGGAUCGUCAAGGAAUUCCAGUCACGCCGCUAUAUUGUCGCCAUGACUGGCGACGGAGUCAACGACGCGCCCAGCUUGAAACAAGCGGACAUUGGCAUCGCGCCGUCCUCGGGAUCCGACAUCGCCAUCGAGGCUUCCGACAUGGUCCUUCUGGACUCCUUCUCCGCCAUUCCGGAAGCCGUCCUCUACGGCCGCGUGGUGUUCGACAACCUGAAGAAAACGAUCGCCUACCUCCUCCCCGCGGGUUCGUUCGCCGAGUUCUGGCCCGUCAUGACCAGCGUCAUCUUCGGCCUGCCACAAGUGCUGUCCAGCUUCCUCAUGAUCAUCAUCUGCUGCUUCACCGACUGCAUCACGGCAACGAUGCUCGCCUACGAGAAGCCCGAGGCCGAUGUCAUGCUGCGGCCCCCACGCGAUGUCCAGCAUGACCGACUCGUCGACUGGCGCCUUUUGUUACAGGCCUACGGCUUGGUCGGUAUCCUCGAGACCUUCAGCGCCUUUGCGAUGAGUUACUGGUAUCUCGCGCGCAGGGGCAUAUCGUUCGGCUCGUUGUGGUUCGCAUUCGGCAACAACCCGCCUCCGACGGGCAUGACGCAGGACGAAGUGACCCAUCAUCUCACCGUUGCGAGCUCCGUCUACUUCGUCACAUUGGUGGUCAUGCAGUGGUUCAACGUCAUGGCUUUGCGGACCCGACAUUUGUCCAUCUUCCAGCACCCGCCGCUGUUCAACAAAGCGACCCGGAAUUGGUUGCUGUUCCCUGCACUGCUCUUUGCACUGGUCGUGGCCUUGAUCUUCACCCUCGUUCCCGGUCUCGAGGCCCUUGGGUGCGACAACGUGCCCGUCGAGUAUUGGUUCCUGCCGAUGACCUUUGGCGUCGGACUCUUGGGUCUAGAUGAGCUGAGAAAAAUGAUGGUCAGGAAGUAUCCCGGAGGUUUCUGGGCGAGAAUAGCCUGGUAG
This is a messenger RNA of Exophiala xenobiotica, 2727 nucleotides long. RefSeq lists its product as uncharacterized. The transcript has a single exon. The record is from RefSeq and is a predicted model, not a curated record. Lineage: Eukaryota; Fungi; Ascomycota; Eurotiomycetes; Chaetothyriales; Herpotrichiellaceae. Bases 1 to 2727 code for a protein of 908 amino acids. Gene Ontology annotation, cellular component: membrane. Gene Ontology annotation, biological process: intracellular potassium ion homeostasis; proton transmembrane transport; potassium ion import across plasma membrane. Gene Ontology annotation, molecular function: P-type sodium:potassium-exchanging transporter activity; ATP binding; ATP hydrolysis activity.